Messenger RNA from Lontra canadensis (Northern American river otter), 1517 nucleotides. RefSeq names its product alpha-1,4-N-acetylglucosaminyltransferase (gene A4GNT). Lineage: Eukaryota; Metazoa; Chordata; Mammalia; Carnivora; Mustelidae. Gene Ontology annotation, molecular function: acetylglucosaminyltransferase activity. Gene Ontology annotation, biological process: protein O-linked glycosylation. The coding region runs from base 326 to 1498 and encodes 390 amino acids. The transcript is spliced from 3 exons. The record is from RefSeq and is a predicted model, not a curated record.
AUGAUUAUAAUUUUUAUGAUUCUUGUUUAAAACAUUGCUCUUUCUCUAAUGUUUGCCCUUCCAGAUUCAAGGAAAACUUUUCUCUUAAGGUAUCUGUGAGUUAAUAGAAAUUUGAUAAAAUAUUCCAUUGUAAGCAAAUAAAAAUAAUUAUCUUUUCUCCCUAUCCAAACCCUCCAGAAUUCAGAACUCAGUAUUCUUUCUCUCAAGGCAAUUAUAGUCAUUUGCAUAAAUCCAAUGAGAAUCUGUUCUCCUUGUAACAGGACACCCUUAAGAACAUUGGCUGUAUUACUAAAGCUUUAACUGGAAUGUCAUAUUUGAGAGACACAUGCAUAGACUCAGAUAUGACUGGAGAACUUUAAGGAAUGAAGGUUGGCUUUAUGGAGUCAAUAAAGCUCCUUGGAAAUAUUGGCCUGAUACCUUGCUUAUAGAGUUCCGAGGGGCCUUACCAGCAGGCCAGGAGAGAGACGUAGACAUGCUGAAGGAGCUCCAGCUCUUCCUGUUGGGCAUCCUGCUGCUUGUCUGUGUCUUCUUCUACCAGCUCAACGUCAAGUCCAGCUGCCUCUUCUCCUGCCUUCCUCCCCAGAAGUCCCAGCAGGACCUGGGAGCCCUCCUGGGCCAUGGGCGUGGCAUUGUGUUCAUAGAGACCUCAGAGAGAAUGGAGCCAACUCCACUGGUCUCUUGUGCUGUGGAGUCUGCUGCCAAGAUUUACCCUGGGCAGCCUGUGGUGUUCUUCAUGAAGGGUCUCUAUGACACCACAUGGCUACCCUCAAACUCCACUUACCCAGGCUUUUCCCUCCUCUCAGCAAUAGACAAUGUUUUCUUCUUCCCUUUGGAUAUGAAAAGGCUGUUUGAAGACACACCAUUGCUUUCAUGGUACAUUCGCAUCAAUGCCAGUGUGGAGAGCAACUGGCUCCACGUCAGUUCUGAUGCGUCCCGCCUGGCCAUCAUCUGGAAGUAUGGCGGCAUCUACAUGGACACCGAUGUCAUCUCCAUCAGACCCAUCCCCGAGGAGAACUUUCUGGCUGCACAGUCUUCUCGGUACUCUAGUAAUGGGGUGUUUGGCUUCCUCCCCCACCACCCCUUCCUGUGGGAUUGCAUGGAAAACUUUGUUGAACACUACAAUUCAGAAAUCUGGGGCAACCAGGGUCCCAGUUUGAUGACGAGGAUGUUGAGGCUGUGGUGCAGACUUGGAGACUUCCAGGAGGUGAGUGACCUCAGGUGUUUGAACUUGUCCUUUCUACACCCCCAAAGAUUUUACCCCAUAUCCUAUCCGGAGUGGAGGCGCUACUAUGAAGUCUGGGACAAAGACCUGAGCUUCAAUGACUCAUACGCCCUGCAUCUGUGGAACUACAUGAACAAGGAAGGGAGGACUGUGGUCAGAGGAAGCAACACGCUGGUGGAGAACCUCUGCCGUAAACACUGUCCCAGGACUUACAGAGACCUGAUUCAAGGCCCAGAGGGCUCGGGGACUGGGACUCUGAGUGCAGGUAACAAAUAGAGGCAGCAUUGGGCUGUUG